Molecule: messenger RNA, 1837 nt
Organism: Cucurbita maxima (winter squash)
Lineage: Eukaryota; Viridiplantae; Streptophyta; Magnoliopsida; Cucurbitales; Cucurbitaceae
Exons: 13
Coding region: 385-1671 (428 amino acids)
Source: RefSeq, a predicted model, not a curated record
AAGGCGUAGUUUUAAAAUGCUUCAAAUUCAGUCUUCAAGGGACCCGAAAUACAGCGAAGUACAAAGAAGCAAAAGCAAUCUUUCUCUCUCCAUUUCUUUCUUCGAUUGCCUUUGUGAACAGUAAUUGCUUGAGGUUGAAACUUUUGGAGGUUUGUUCUGCUGAAGAAUGCUUGGAUUCUUAGGGUUUCACUUCCUCUGUUUUGAAGAUUGACUUCAUUUGAAUUGAGAAUUGCCGGAGCUUCGGUGUUUAAUGAAUCGGUGCAAGAGGAGGAAUCCGCCUUUCUGACCAAAUCAAUUGUGCCAUUGCCGGAUCCGCGUCUUGUUUAUAUAUUCUUCUCGUUGUUAAAGAAACAAACGACAAAAAUAAAUUUCAUAUCUGGAGAUAUGGGAUGCCUAGUAUCAAAGCCGGCAGAUUCUGGUGGAAACAGGCGGAGGCCGGGAAACAUUGGGGAACUUUCUGUCUAUGUUCCUGGUCUGCGCAUUCCUAAACCAGUAGAUUUCUCUCUGACACUUGGUGAUCAUCUAUCCAAAAAUCUAGUUGAACGUUUAUCAGCUCUGAGAACUCGUAUAGUUGUAAUGGCUGGCCAGGAAGGUCCAACAAUUACUAGAACGCGGAGAAAAACUGCUACUCAACAUGGUGGUUCAACAUUAGCUGAUCUUCAGCAGGCUCUUGAAGAUUAUUUGCCCGUUCUUUUGGGAUUAGUUAAAGAUGGAAACCAGCUUCAACACAAAGUACAAUUUGCAUGGAUUAAUCAGGAGGAUGAUUUGGAGGUUGAAACUGCCAUGUCCAACGCUUGGUAUGAGGUGUUAUCAGUUUUGCACUUGAUGGCAAUGCUAUCUUUAUCACAGGCCAACCUAUUACUUCUUCCUAGAACAUCUCCUGAUGGUUAUCAACCAAAAGUAUCAGAAGAGAGUAGGCGAGCUUCAAUUGACAUAUUUGUAAAGGCUGCAGGAUAUUUGGAUUGUGCGGUUAGACAUGUGCUUCCUCAGUUGCCUGCUGAAUUCAGGAGAAAUCUACCGGUGGACCUUGCUGAAGGAGUUCUUCGAGGACUUUGCCUGCAUGCACUUGGGCAGGGAGUUGAUAUUCAGUUAGGAAUGGCUAUUGAUAGCACCAAAGCAACUCUUGCUGUGAAGCGAAGGCUUUCAUGUGAGAUGGUAAAAUAUUGGCAGCAAGCCCAAGAUAACAUUAUGAACCAACCCUUAUCAAAUGGUUGGGGAGAGAAGCACCGCCUCUUUGUUAAAUGGAAAUACAUUGAAGCAAAGGCUGUAGCAUAUUAUUAUCAUGGAUUGAUACUUGACGAGGGAAACACAGAGAAAGCCCAUGGGAUGGCUGUAGCCGCAUUGCAAGCCGCGGAUGAAUUCUUUAAAGAAAGUAAAAAGGCAUGUGACGCAUUUAACUCCGCUUCUCCAUUAUCAAGAAAUCCGCCACUUUUUGGAACCAUGAAGUAUCUAUCAGAAAAGAUUCCAAAAGAUGCUUCAAGUAAAGUACGGAUAAACCGCGACUUGUACUCUUUCCAAAAAAUCGUUGAAACUGCACCAACGUUGCCCGAUUUUGCCCUUGCCCUGAAGCCAGAUGAAUUCCAGCUUCCUGCGGUGGAUCCCUCAUUCCAUGAGGAGAAUAUAAACAGAGGACAAAUUGCCACUAAACAAUUAAGGGGAGAUCAAAGAUAAGAUAUUGUGCACACGUUUAUACAGGACUGAACCGAAGUGAUGCUCAAAACGGUGUGUAAUUCCAAGGGAAGGCUCGUCAUUCUUCAAUUGUGUGUAUCCAUAAGUCCUGUCUUUAAGUUCCCCUUUUCCAUUUUUUACUUAAUAAAUUCAUGUUUAGUUUGUAUCU